GGUAGCGGCAGUGACAGCGGCAGCGACACGGACAUCCCGGCCCUCCGCGGGCCCGAGGGACGGAAGCUCGCCCGCUUUGGCGAGCCGGCGGAGCUCACCAGCCGCCGACUCAGGGAGAACCCUCGCCGGAACAUGAGGUACGAGUCGUCGCCGUCGCCAACGAGUGCCGAAGGCCUGCUCGCCCGCCAUGCGUCGGAGGCGGGGCUGCCCAUCCUGCCCAUCAACAGCACGACGGAGCACACCCACUGGAUGAUCGCGUGUGUGGUCGACGUGGUGGAAGAGCUAGAGGCGAGGGCGGUGCAAGCGCUGCUGUGCGAGCGCGCGGAGGAGGCCAACAUCGCGCGCCAAGAGGCAGAGGACUUCCUGCUGGGAGUGGAGGACCUCGUGCUCAACUCUCCAGACGCCUUCGUGAGGCCCCUGGCGUCGACCGAGCUGAGUACAGAAUCCCCCAUAGGCAAGCGUCGGAGUGACGUUGAAUCCCCCCCCAUGACCGUAGCCGGCGUUACCAAGUCUGUGUACAGAGAGGGAUGGGAACAGGCCAUGAGGGAAGAGUUUGAUGGGCACUUGGGCACGGGAACGUUUUCAUUCGUAGACGAGUACAUUGCUGCCGGGGAGGGUGUGAAGGAAGCUUUGUUUGUGCGUGCAGUGCUUUCGUUUAUUGCCCCAGAGACCAGUGGCAGCAGCAUUCAGGUCCUUGAGGACAAUCAGGGGGCUAUGGCUUUGGUGCAGAACCCCCUCAGCUCAGCGCGUAGCAAGCACAUCGACGUGAGGUACCACUUCAUUCGUGGAUUGUUCAGGUCGGGGGACAUCUCGAUCAAGUUUGUGUCGACGUCGGAGCAGCAUGCCGACAUGCUUACCAAGGCUCUUAGCAAGAGCAGUCUGCAGUACCACCGGCGCAAGUUGAUGAAUUUGCCGGAGUAG
This is a messenger RNA of Ectocarpus sp. CCAP 1310/34, 921 nucleotides long. The record is from the annotation of a GenBank genome assembly. Lineage: Eukaryota; Phaeophyceae; Ectocarpales; Ectocarpaceae.